GUAAAAUUAUUUAUUUUCACUGGAUGGUUUGGUUGACACUUUUCGCUUACAGACCACCUUUUUAUAUCCUUAUAAAUGAAAAAGAAAAAAAAAUUGAAGCAAAACUUUCAGAAAAAUCCCCAAAAAGAAAGAACCACUUUCGAUGAUUAAUUACAAUAAAACGAAGGUCUGCUUGGAAUACGGUAGAAGUAAUUACUCAGUGAUACAAAUUAUGCUGACGUAUUUGAAGAGUAGGAUAUAGUCGUUUGAACCGUAUAUUGUAUCAUUGAUACUUAUUUUAUGGAUCAUAGUUGGUGGUGGGGCCCGUUUUGUGAAAGCAGAGUCGAAACUAGCGGAGUUUGAACGGAAAGAUUAAACUGAUUUAUAUAUCUGAAAUAUUAAUAUUACGAAAUCUACACCCUCGAAAAUGAAUUUUUCCAAAAGUCAUUUAAAAAUAUGCAUCUUAAAGAGAGUUAUGAGAAAACGAAGUCGAGAGAGUGUGAGAUUGAUCUGAACUUAAAAAAAAAAAAGCUAUCAAUAUAAUCAUAAUCUACACACAAAAAAAAAAAAAUGCAUUUUUCGGAAAGUUAUGAAGAAACAAACUUGGCGGUGGACACCAAUCUGUAGUUAUGCAGCUAUCUGUAAGUUCGGCUCUUACUCUACGGAACUUAAUUUUUCACAUUUCAGAUACUAUAAAGCUGUCGACAUCAUUGGGAAGAUCAAAACACAUACAAUCAAAAUGGCUAAAGCUUCUUCUUCUUCUACUAUUGACUGGACCCUAAUAUCUGCUCAUGGACCUGCAGUUGUCUUUCAUACAGCCUGUAUUGUUGGAGAUAAGCUCUAUGUUCAUGGUGGUUUGGUUGUUGAAAAUGAUAACAUGCCGGUUAAUGGCUUCUAUUGUUUAGAUUUAAGAAGAAAUAUAUGGAAUGAAAUACAAUCACCUGGUAGUCCAUCUUUAAGCCACCACACCUCCAUUGUCUUACAUGAACACUACAUGCUCCUUAUAGGAGGAUGGAAUGGCAAGUCUAGAUCAGCAAAUCUUCAUUGCUUUGAUACUGCAACAAUGCAGUGGACUGAAAUGAAACAUUCUGGUUACCCAAAAGAGGCUGGUUUGAGUUCUCACUCAAGUAUCUUAUGUGAAAAUAACAAAAUUUUAGUUGUUGGUCGAGAGGGUCAUCUUCAUUCACAACGUAAACACAACAGUGCUUAUAUCAUAUCUGGUGACCCUGUGACAGGGUAUUUUUCCUAUUCCUUGCUAACAUAUGAGGUUGCUUCACGUUCAGGCCACACGUGUAAUAGUGAUGGUCGUUGGACAUAUUUGAUUGGUGGCCGCAAAGACAAUUUCAUUGAGACAGUGGCUCAUGUAAAGUCUUAUCCACAACUAACAAGUUCAGUUGCCAAGAAAUUAAAAGAUUUUUGUGAGAAACUUGUUCCAAUGUCAAAAUAUCCAUCAGGUAGGAAGCAUCAUGCUGGUGUUGGAGGUCAUGGAGUUAUAUUCAUUCACGGAGGGGAAACUUUUGAGUCUGCUAUAAACUUACCUUCAGGGGAAAUGUAUGUGUUUAUUGCAGGAAAAAGUUUAAAUUUUUAUAAAGUUGGGAUUGGUCUUGUUUCUCUUAAAGGACAUAUAUGCUGUUGCUACAAUGACAAAAUAAUUAUACAUGGGGGUGUAUCUGGCAAGAGACACAUUGUAAAGGGGGAUACUUAUGAAUUAAUUAUACCUUAAAUUCAGCGUGUUUGAAGCCUGAAUUGUUAUACAUCACAGCCAGUACUAUUGUUUUAACUAUUGUUUUUUUGUAACUAACUUUCCCAAGUGGCAAUAAUGUGAAAGAGCUAGAGGCAUGAUUUAUUGCUCAACUCAACUCUAAACUAGCAAUCAAAUCUGUUGUCAUCUAUGUAAACUGAGAUUAGCAGAGUUUAAUGUUUGGUGGUUUGUAAGGUUUAAACUCAUAAAUGCUGUUGUACCUCUAUUAAAAACACAUAAAAAAGAACUCUGCUGAGAAAAAAG
Molecule: messenger RNA, 1984 nt
Organism: Octopus sinensis (East Asian common octopus)
Lineage: Eukaryota; Metazoa; Mollusca; Cephalopoda; Octopoda; Octopodidae
Product: kelch domain-containing protein 9
Exons: 3
Coding region: 569-1702 (377 amino acids)
Molecular function (GO): cyclin binding
Source: RefSeq, a predicted model, not a curated record